Dictyostelium discoideum AX4 is the source of this 1458-nucleotide messenger RNA. RefSeq lists its product as hypothetical. Lineage: Eukaryota; Evosea; Eumycetozoa; Dictyosteliales; Dictyosteliaceae. The transcript has 3 exons. Gene Ontology annotation, molecular function: ATP binding; protein kinase activity; protein serine/threonine kinase activity. The record is from RefSeq and is a predicted model, not a curated record. Bases 1 to 1458 code for a protein of 485 amino acids.
AUGGAUAAUGUAGAUAAAACUAUGAAAUCUGAAAUCUCAGAAGAAGAUCCAGAACAAUUAUUUAGAGUUUUAGAAGUUAUUGGUCAAGGAUCAUUUGGAGUUGUAUGUACGUGUAUAAAUACAGUUAAUAAUGAAGUUGUGGCAAUUAAAUUUUUAGAGAUGGAAGGAGAAGAGAAUUCUUCAUUAAAGAAAGAGAUUACAAUUUUAAAGAAUACAGUUCGUUGUCCAUACAUUGUCAAAUACCAUGGUUGUUAUAUAAAAGAGAAUAAUCUAAUGAUUGUUAUGGAAUAUUGUGAUGGUGGUAGUAUUUUAGAUAUAAUGCAAAUGUGUUCCAUAACACUUACAGAGGCACAAAUCGCUGCCAUACUCUAUCAAAUAGUAGAGGGUCUUGUAUAUCUUCAUUCAAAUAAAAUUUUACAUCGUGAUAUUAAAGCUGGUAAUGUCUUGGUAAAUAAACUGGGUCAAGCUAAAUUGGCUGAUUUUGGUGUUUCUGCAAUCCUUGUAAAUACUGGUUUUAAACAAAAAACUGUUGUUGGUUCUCCAUAUUGGAUGUCACCAGAAGUUAUAUCACCACCAAAAGGAUCGAAUGGAUAUGAUAGUAAAGCAGAUAUUUGGUCUUUAGGUAUAACAGCGAUAGAGAUGGCAGAAUCAAAACCACCAUUAUUUAAUUUAAAUCCAGUUAAAGUUAUAUUUGUUAUUCCAUUUAGACAAGCACCAACAUUAGAGGUACCUGGUAAUUGGUCACCAGAAUUUAAUGAUUUCAUUUCAGUUUGUUUAAAUAAAGAGGCCGAUAAAAGACCAUCAGCAGUGGAUUUAUUGAAUCAUCCUUUCAUAAAGAAAGGAAAAGAACAUUCACAACCAACCAUCAGUGAAAUGGUAGAACAAUGUAUACCAACCAUGAAAGAAUAUAGGAGAAAGAAAGCAGAGGAAGAAGAAGCAGAAGAGGCAGAAGAGGGUGAUGAUUAUGAUGAUGUUAAUGGCGGUGGUGAUGAAAGACAACACGGUUCAUCUGUUUCUUCAGCUGGACUUCAAAAAGGAACUUUACUUAAAAUUAAUACAAUCACUCAAAGAGCCACCGUUAUGAGAGAGGAUGGAACUGAAGAUACCUCAAAUAAUGGUGGUACAUUUAUUUAUAAUAACAAUAAUAAUAAUAGUAGUAAAACUUCAAGUUCUGGUACUGUUGUAUUUUCCAAGAAUGGUUCAAUCAUUAAAAAUGAUGAUGAUGACGAUGACGAUAUUGAAGAGGGUGGUUUUGAUUCAGGUUCGGUUGUAUUUAAGGGUUCAACUUUAGUUGAAAAGUUUGAAAGUAUGAAAUUAAAAUAUAAUAAAAGACGACAACAACAAGAAAGUAGUGACGAAGAAGAUGAAGAAGAUGAAGAUGAUGAAGAUGAUGAAGAGGGUGGUUUUGAUUCAGGUUCAGUUGUUUACACAAAAUCACCUGUGAAUCAAGAUGAUUAA